AUCUAUGCUCUGACGCUAUGCGGCAUUCUUCUUGCAUUGUUCAUAGCACGGCAGAUAUUGCCAGUCACCUACACUUGGUGUCGGAUAAUAUUUCUGCUGUUCCUUCGGUUUUUCAGCUACACCUUUGUAAUUCAUCGCCAUCGAUGGUUAGGACCCUGGACGAUUGAACUCAUCGUCAGCCGGACCAUAUAUCUCCUAGCCAAUCUGUUAUGUCUGCUCAUGCCGUCAGUGUCGCGGGCAGAGCUAGCAUCGCGAGCUGGCUCGUUAGCGGCUAUCAAUAUAACACCACUUUUCUUGUCCAUUCACCUAGACUUUCUGGCUGAUACCUUAGGCCUGUCACUGAAAAUAGUACAAGAAGUACAUAAGUCGGCAGGGGUGAUGACCUUCGCGCUAAUGACUCUCCAUGUCUGUCUUUUGGUCGACCUCGAAGUGGUACCCGGGCUGUACGCGUCCAUCUCGGCGGCAGUCAUGGUGCUUCUUGGCAUGACACCGCUCAGGAGGCGAGUACAUGAGCUUGCAGAUAAGACUCACAAAGCCCUGGCGAUAACGAUGGCCUUUUCCACAUGGCAGCAUAUAAGCAAGAUCACUCAUGUGCACCAGUGGCUGUUAUACACCGCAGCUGGAGUGAUCUGCCUGGUCCACGCGGUGCAGGUCUGUCUGUUCUUGCGCAGGAAUGUAUGCUGGGGCAAACCAUUCCCGAGAGCACAUGUCACGAGUGAUGGGAGCAUAGUCAGAAUAGUGUUGUGCUUGCCACGUCCAGUGAAGAUCGAUGCCGGACAAUAUAUCAGCCUAAACAUGAUAUCUUCCACGAUCGGCUUCUGGUCGUGGGCGCAAAGCCAUCCAUUCACGAUCACUUCGUGGUCUCUGAGGAGGCAGGAUGAACUAGAACUUUGUGUUCAGUGCCGCAGCGGACUAACACUACGACUUCUCCAGUCGGGUGAGAGAACCUUUCUCGCAUUCUUCAGCGGUCCUCAUGGGAGGUCUCAUUCCCUAAAGGCUAAGUCAGUACUCAUGUUGACGACGGACUUCGGAAUCGUGGCGGUCCUACCAUACCUGAAGAAGAUCACUGUCAACUACGAAUGCCGCGUCCACAUGGUCUGGCACGUGAAG
This is a messenger RNA of Microdochium trichocladiopsis, 1110 nucleotides long. RefSeq lists its product as uncharacterized. The record is from RefSeq and is a predicted model, not a curated record. The transcript is spliced from 2 exons. Lineage: Eukaryota; Fungi; Ascomycota; Sordariomycetes; Xylariales; Microdochiaceae. Gene Ontology annotation, cellular component: plasma membrane. The annotation marks the transcript as partial. Gene Ontology annotation, molecular function: ferric-chelate reductase activity. Gene Ontology annotation, biological process: copper ion import; iron ion transport; intracellular iron ion homeostasis.